GCACUGCAGACCCUUUACGCACGCAGAGCGCACAGAUAGUGCAGGGCUACGCAUGGGGGGUCUCUCUCUUUCCGAGUCGACCUUGGCCGCUGCGUCCACACUGGAAGCUCCACUGCUUUGGCAAACCCUCCCGAUCCCCCCACCAAAUCCCUCUCUUCAGCUUUCAUGUGAAGAAAGAGCGCAGCGUUACGUCAGACAGUGCGGGGUAAACGAGAGCGCGUCUUUGGGCUAUUCGUGGGCACUGCUGCCAAACUCAGCUUGGGGCAGCUCACCACUUUACUGCGGCCAAUGCACAUUGAAAAAUCCAGUUUUUUUAAAAAAAAACAGCGGCGCUAUGUGGAACCCUAGCCCCAUUCCGGAGGUAACAUGGGACACAGGCUUGAAGGAGAUGAACGAGACGUGGAAAGGAGCGAUAGCGUGUCUCGGGGUGGCCGUCUUCUUUGUAAUGACGAUUGGGAUCAUUUACUGGCAAGUGGUGGACCAGCCCAACAAGAACUGGAUCCUUAAGGGGACUUUGAGCGGACUGAUCUGGGAGAGAAGAACCCACUCCUUGGUCAUCCAGACGCUAACCGAGGACAAGACCUACGUGGAGAUAGAUGUCGAGAACGUGGGGAACCCUGACCUGGAGGUCCCAUUUGUGAGGAACUUGUGCUGGCUCAACAAGACCGAGUUCUGCUACACAUGGGACGCAGUAGCUGAGAUCAAAAUCUCUCUGGAUGUGAACGAGGACACCGGGACCGAGUGCUACAGCAUGACCUGGACUCCGGUGCAGUGCCAUGUGCAGCUCAAGGACUGCUUCUCCAUGACGAACGUAUCCUGGUAUGGCGGCGCCAGUGUGAACGGUCAGACGUGGCCUAUUAAUGAUCAAAAUGCCACUGUGCAGCCCUUUGUUGUCAGCGAUCUCAAGGAGAAUCCCUCAGGUUUCGGCUCAGCUCUGGAGCGAUACUUCCUCGGCUCAUCAGGUGUUGCAGUGCUGGUGUCUCCAGACAUCCCUCUGCAGUUGGGCUUGGAGAGCAGACAACAAUUCUGCUUGCAAUCACUGCCCAGUAUGACACUUCUGCCCUUGCAGUACACUGUUUGCGUGGCCAACAAUGUGAAGGCUGUACACCAAGAAGCAAUGCAGCAGCUCUCCCAGCUCACUCGGGAGAUACCCGACCUUAAGGCGCUGUGGCUCCCAUCCUGGAAGCUCCUCAGCAACGUGGAUUCAGGGUUGAAGGUGGAGAGGGAGCUGAGGACCUUCUCUAACCGUCUUAGAAGACACCAGCUAGGGGAUGGAAUCAUCAGCCUUAAUGAACAUUCCACCAACCUCCUUUCUGAAAUGGACCAGGACUACCUCAAUAGCAGGAAGAGGGGGGCGUCUAAAAGACGCAGCACCGACCUCCCACUUGUGAAGCUUCUUAACAUUUCCGUCACUCUGUCCCCUUUCCUGAGCGUGGACACCACGCAGUUCCAUACAUCUCUUAUGGAUGGUACUGAGGCCUUCUGGCUUAGUCUUCCCUCCGCACCACAUGGACAGUUGGUCCCUUUGAUGACUCAGUGGGGAGGGAAAUUCUGCGUAAAGCUGAAUGUCACAAACCCCGGAGCCGUGAGCUGGUUCCUGGACAGAGUUGGAGCCAUACAGGCCCAUUUGGGAAUGGAGUAUAUCCUGCUGGAAGGGGGUGAGAAGAAUCUCUUUGAGGAGCAGGCCCUGCGGUCACCGGAGGCUCUAGGUGGGGACACAUACAUCAGCAUACUGGCUGAUGUGGCCGCCAGAAUUGGAGACUCCACUAUCAUGUCAGCGGGGACAAGGUCUAGCCACAAACCAGUGUUUCUCAGGAUGACUCCUCUUCAAUCUGACUGGAGCCCAAUGGGUCUGAAGGGGAUCAUUCCUUGUCUGCUGCACCACACUGUGCUGGGAUACAACUUCCUCAUUCCCGAUGCAGUAGGUGGAUCACUAUCUGGAGAUAUGGUCACAGAUGAGGAGUUGUACAUUCGUUGGCUGGAGAUUGUGUCCUUCCUCCCGGUAAUCAGUUUCCAUACACCCCCAUGGGUCUGCGGAGAGGACUGGGUGCUAAACUUAACACGGGUAUACAUAACAAAGCACCAGAGGGAUGUGGUACCACUCAUUGAAAAGUAUGCCGAAGAGUGGCAGGAGACGGGAAGCCCCAUCUAUCGGCCCCUGUGGUGGCUCAGUCCAGAGGAUCCAGUGACCUUCACCAUCGAUGACCAGUUCCUCAUUGGAGACGAGGUUCUGGUGGCACCGGUGGUGGAGAGGGGAGCAGUGAAGAGGGACAUUUACUUACCUGACGGGGGCUUCCAAUGGGAGGACAGUCAAAAUGCUCAGGUGUUUGAUGGAGGGACGCUCCUGGAGGAUUACCCUGUGCCUUUAGAGGCGGUGGGUGUCUUCUUACGGCGAAGAUGAGUGACAGGUGACUCAUCCUGUUACUGUCUGCUAUCAUUUUUGAAACACGUGCUGUUUUAAACUUGCACUCUUUCCACAAGAGACCAUUCACCCUGCCUCAAUGCCAUGAAUUGAGACAACUUGUAAAAAUAUAUCUUUAUACUUGCACUUUACAGUUCAACAUGAUUUCUAAUUUUGUUUUCCUUUAGGUGUAUUUUCUUCCUUUUUUUUUUUAAAGACUGUUAAUCAGUUUUACCUCUUAGCUGAUUUCAAUUUGAUUUUUUUUGGUCUGCUUCUUUGUAUGUGAGUUCUGGAGAAAUCUGUGCGUUUACAUACGUUUUUUUUUCUACAGUCUAUACAUUUAUUAGCUGCUGCUGUCUCUAUUGACGAGGAGCAAAGCAAGACCCUUGUUGCUUGAAAUAUCUCUCAAGAAGACCAAAUGAAGUGAAAUGAAAUGAAUGGGCUUAAUUGAGGGAACGAUAGCUUACAGGAAGAUUUGUGCAGACACAAUGCUUGCUCACACAUUUUGAAAGAAGGCUUUUACUUGAAUUUCUUGAGCCACAGGGCUAAUGUUUGAAUGAAUGUACCUCACCCUCAAAUUGUCACUGUUUUUCGGACUCAACGGACAAAGUACGUAUAACCCCUUGCGACCUACUAUUAAUACACAGUAAUGGUAUUAGAUCAGUGUACCACUCUGUUGACCUAUGAAUGUCCUGUAGUACUGUAGGCCACAUGAACAUGAGGCCAAGUCACUGAUAAUUGUAAUAUUUUCAAUUCCUUUGAACCUGUUUCUAAUAUGCUGCAGCGAGGGCUUUUAAUGGCCAUCUUUCGUAUUUUUAUACACUACCGUUCAAAAGUUUG
Molecule: messenger RNA, 3241 nt
Organism: Syngnathus typhle (broad-nosed pipefish)
Lineage: Eukaryota; Metazoa; Chordata; Actinopteri; Syngnathiformes; Syngnathidae
Product: SITS-binding protein
Exons: 11
Coding region: 53-2401 (782 amino acids)
Source: RefSeq, a predicted model, not a curated record